UACUUUAAUUGAUUCAAUUGAUCCCAUUUGACCUCCUUUUCCAAUUCAGUUACCUCAAGAUCGAUCUUUGCAGUAGCGAAAUAGUCAGUCUAAUUUUUGUUUGAGAAUAACUACGAUUGAUCAUGGGGAAACUUUCAAAGCUCCCAGAGGGUACAAAGCUCCCGGUGGGAAGUCACGACGUCAAAAUUUUGAAGUAUCUUUCUGAAGGUGGAUUUGCCCACAUUUAUAAAGUCGAGAUUGAGCCAGUUGAAGAAGGAUCUGAAAUAGCUUGUUUGAAAAGGGUGAUUGUGCCAGAUAAGAAUGGAUUAAAUCAAUUAAGGAAAGAGGUUGAUGUAAUGAAGACAUUACGCCACGCUCGCAAUAUUGUGAAAUACUACGAUUCCCAUGCUGAAAGGUUGCCAGAUGGAACUUAUCAGGUAUUAGUGUUGAUGGAACUUUGUCCUAACAAGUCUUUAUUAGAUUAUAUGAAUGAUCGGAUUAAAACAAAGCUCACUGAACCAGAAAUUUUGAAGAUAAUGUUGGAUAUUUCCAUAGGGGUAUCCGAAAUGCAUAAGAUCAAAUUGAUCCAUAGAGAUAUAAAAAUUGAAAAUGUUCUUAUAGAUGCACAUAAUGAUUUUAAACUUUGUGAUUUUGGUUCCACUUGUUCUCCUUUGAUGCCACCUAAAGAUCAACAAGAAUUCCAAUUUUUAUCCCAUGAUAUCUUAUAUCAAACAACCCCGCAAUAUAGAGCUCCUGAAAUGAUAGAUUUAUAUAGAAGGCUCCCCAUCGAUGAUAAAUCAGAUAUUUGGGCUUUAGGAUGUUUUUUAUAUAAAUUAUGUUACUAUACCACCCCCUUUGAAGCCAAUGGUGAUAUCGCUAUUCUUCAUGCAUCUUUUCAAUUUUUACCAGCACCUGUGUUUUCGGGUGACUUGAAAAAUUUAAUUAUCAUCAUGUUACAAGAGAAUCCUAUUUUUAGACCAAAUAUUAUCCAGGUUAUUAUUCUUGUUGCUACUAUGAUGAAAUUAGAUUUUAAAGAUUUGAAAAUUGAAGAUUUUUACAAAGCCGGUCCCUACAACUUCCAUGCAUUACAUGAAUAUCAACGCCAAAAACAACAGGAAUUGAUUCAACAACAACAAUUCUAUUACCAACAACAACAACAACAAUUACAACAAAACCAACAACUCGCCCAAACUCUGUCACAAAAGAGCAGCAGCACCAAUUUAGUCGGAAAUGUGCCUUCUGCUGAUCCAUCGAACCCAACCUACGCAUAUUCUUCUCCAGUUCAACAACCCGCACAAGCGGCUGCAGCACCAAACCUACAACCACAGACUCAAGAACAAUCACUCGCAUAUCAACAACAGCAAUCACAAUUCCCUAUUCAAGAACAAUCGUUGGUUUCCCCUUAUAAAGAUAAAUAUCCUGUCUCGCAGCCUGCAGAUCAGCCAUCAUUAAACCCAGAAUUACAAGAUGAGAAACUUGAACUUAAUGAAAAACACAACGCAGAAGAUUCCGAUGAUUUGGAAGGGUUGGAAGAGAACCUUGAUAAUGUAGAAGAAAGAUAUCCUUCUCUAGAGGACUUAUUGGAUACACCGCAAAGACCAAGGGAUGAUACUACCAUAUCGAAUAAGAGUAAGUUGCUGUCGGAAAGUCCACCAGCAUCUUCAUCACCGGCUCCAUCUAUUAAACCACCUUCAUAUCCCGUGAAACCGAUUAUUUUACUGAGUCCCGAGAUUAAAAAAUUAAACCCCGAGGAACUUCAACAAUAUAAUUAUCAACAUCAAGUAUAUCAGAGUCAAUUCCAGUAUUACCAGCAAGUGCAACAACAACAACAACAACAACAACAACAACAUAAUCAACAAAAGUUUCAAAAAUCUCAAGAAAAUCCAGCAGGUUUGCAAUCACCGGUGCCACAGUAUUCUUCGAAAUCUUCUAAGAGUUCUCGGAUCAGUGGGGAAGGAUCGAAGACUCCUACUGCAUUCGAAUCCAAGGAAGCUUGGGAAAAGCUGCAUUCUAAGAUCGACAAGAGUGCUGAAAGAUUGGCUGAUGACAUCUUUGCAGGUGGUACUAAAUCGCCUGCAACGAAACCCCAAAAAACAAAUCAAAGUGUCAAAUCAGACCAUUCAGUUGUCAGUGCAAAAACUGAUAUUUCUUAUAGUUCUGAUGAGGAUAGAAUGAAGCUAUCAAAAAGUGAAUCUCUGAACAAAGAAACCCAAAAAUAUCCAGACAUUGAAAACAAAGAACAAGAAGUAGAAGAAACAUUGGAGUAUACUCCCACCGAAGUUGCACAACAUAGCAAAGAGGAGCUAACUGAAGAAAACUUGUCUAAGGCUCAACCAAGUCAGUUGAAGGAAGAGGUUUCUCAGAAAGCCGAUAAUGAAAUGAAUAACUUUCCUAACUCAGUUUCUCGACCUAUGCCUAUACCUAAUCAAUCCCAAUAUAUCAGUGCUCCUAUGAUCCCAACUAUGAAUUCGAACUCUUACACAUCAUCAUCCAAUCCAUUUCCGAUGACGUCAAAAGCACCUACAAAUCAACAACAAUCUCAACAACAACACCAACUUACUCAAGAUACCACUCAAGGACCCAAACUUCCCGAAAGAAAGAACGCAAACCCUUGGAGUGACUUCACUAACAAUCUGAAGUCAUCGCCAAUGACUAAAGUUUCUUCUCAUCCUGGUACAAUGAAUGCCGUUCCUACUUUAAACAGCCAAAAUAAAUUCAAUCAUUUAAAUGCAAAUAAUAUCCAUGAUCAGUUUAAUAAUAUGUCAAUUUACGAUGGCCAGAGACCAAAGAAAUUUGAUACUCCUACAUUACCGAACAAUCAGGCUGAGCCUAAUUUGAUCGACUUGGAGGUAGGAUUAGAUUCUUCCAGCUCUGCAUCAGGCACACCAGGCGCCACUCCUCUAGCACUUCCCAAACAAAGAGAUGCUAACAAUAGACUAGAAAGUGAACCAUCCCUAUUGGACUUGAAAGACUUGGAUGAUAAACAAGCGAAAGCUCCUGAAAAGCCCCAGUUCAAGAAAAGAAUUUCGUCUAUACAGAAUGCCUCAAAUUUCAGCUUCCAAGAAGAGGUGAUCGAUUUUGCUUCUGACGAUGAAAACCCAGAAAAUAGUUCUAAAAUGAACAGAAUUUCUAUAAGGAACUCUCUUAAAAAGCCUAAAGGUAGAAAAUCAGGGGAGCAUAAACGUACCGAUAGCUCCAAUGGGGAAGGUAGUAAAAAACGUAUCUCAUUCUUUGGGGGAAGUAGCUCAAACAAUUCAUAAGGCCACAACCAUUCGUUUCAUUAUUACUAAAGCUACAAUAUAAAUCUCAUAAUACACAUCUCAAUAUCUUAUAGCAAAUGUCAAUGUAGGUGAAGGUCCAAUAGGCUGCAAUUGUAAGAGUCGAUUUGCAUUUCUUCUGACUUCUUCGAUGAUAUUCCAAGUCUUCGCAUCCAUGAAAAAAAAAAAAAAAAAAAAAA
Hyphopichia burtonii NRRL Y-1933 is the source of this 3436-nucleotide messenger RNA. It is a transcript of the gene AKL1, whose product is annotated as serine/threonine protein kinase. The transcript has a single exon. Gene Ontology annotation, biological process: actin cortical patch assembly; actin filament organization; protein autophosphorylation. The coding region runs from base 123 to 3239 and encodes 1038 amino acids. Lineage: Eukaryota; Fungi; Ascomycota; Pichiomycetes; Serinales; Debaryomycetaceae. Gene Ontology annotation, cellular component: cytoplasm. Gene Ontology annotation, molecular function: ATP binding; protein serine/threonine kinase activity. The record is from RefSeq and is a predicted model, not a curated record.